Molecule: messenger RNA, 1041 nt
Organism: Syzygium oleosum
Lineage: Eukaryota; Viridiplantae; Streptophyta; Magnoliopsida; Myrtales; Myrtaceae
Product: transcription initiation factor TFIID subunit 9-like
Exons: 3
Coding region: 371-895 (174 amino acids)
Biological process (GO): RNA polymerase II preinitiation complex assembly; DNA-templated transcription initiation
Cellular component (GO): transcription factor TFIID complex; SAGA complex
Molecular function (GO): protein heterodimerization activity; transcription coactivator activity; RNA polymerase II general transcription initiation factor activity
Source: RefSeq, a predicted model, not a curated record
AAACUUCAAAAUCGGGGAAGAAGCCUGAAAACCUAGAGAGAGAGAGAGAGAGAGAGAGAAGAGAGAGAGAGAGCAGGAAUCCCUCUGGAUCGUCGCUCAUCUCCGAUUUACGUCGGUGAAGCUACCAGGGGUGAGCACGAUUUGCAUUUGGUGAAGCUCGAGAUAGAGAGAGAGAGAGAGAGAGAGAGAGAGAGAGAGAGAGAGAGAGAGAGAGAGAGUUUCAAGAAUUUCAACAAGUCUGAUUUCAGACUCGAGCGAGUUCAGGAGGCUUCUUAAACCUGGAAUUCAAAUUCACUCUUCUUCAAUCGCACUCUCUCGCAGUCGCACGCCCUGUCUCUCCAUCUCCAGUCAUCAUAGACAUUUAGAGGCGAUGGCGGAGAAAGACAGCGACUUGCCAAGAGAUGCCAGGGUUGUGAAGUCACUGCUGAAAUCAAUGGGUGUUGAGGAGUAUGAACCUCGCGUUAUACACCAAUUCUUGGAGCUGUGGUACCGGUAUGUAGUUGACGUAUUAACAGAUGCACAGGUCUACUCCGAGCAUGCUGGCAAGGCUGCAAUUGAUUGCGAUGAUGUUAAGCUUGCAGUCCAGUCAAAAGUUAAUUUCACCUUUUCCCAGCCUCCUCCAAGAGAGGUCUUACUGGAAUUGGCUAGAAACAGGAACAAGAUUCCAUUACCAAAGACAAUAUCAGGUCCCGGUAUUCCACUUCCUCCAGAACAGGACACGCUGAUCAGCCCAAAUUACCAACUUGCAAUCCCGAGGAGGCAAUCUGCUCAGGCACUGGAAGAAGCAGAAGAAGAUGAAAGAAGCGAUGCCAAUCCAUCACAGGAGCAGAAAACAGAUGUGCCACAGAGUAUGCCGCAGAGAGUUUCAUUUCCCCUUUCCAAACAUCCCAAGUGAUGGAUCUGUAUUCGCAGGUAUGGUGUGACUAGGGAAAGAAUUGCAGAAAUUAUCAGUCUGUAUGCUGACAUGUGGUAGUUCAUACUGGAUCAUUUAAUGUAUAAGAAUAGUAUGCAGUUUGCUGGCUGUAUCGUGAUUUUCUCUUU